UAGUAUUCAUAAAUUUCAUCUUCUUCAUCUUCUUCCUUGAGAUUCAAGAAGAAGAAGAAGAAAGGAAGAAGAUCGUGACCUAAUAUAUCUUGCCAUAUCUUUGAUCGAUCAAUCGCUAUCGUUAACCUCUUUUGAGCUGUCUUCAUGAGAGCUUUCACAAUCAUCUCUCACGAGAAACUUGCUUUCUUCUCUUUUAAACAUCUAUUUCUUCUUCACUUAUGAUCAUCAUAUCUUCUUCAUCACAUCCAAAUGCAGAUAAUAAUAAUGGCAUUACUUCAUCUUCUAUACAUUCUUCAAUAUUCAUCACUUCUCUCAUUCGCAAUGCUUAAUCCAAUUGAUUUCUUAGCUUUACAACUAAUCCGUAAAUCUCUCCAUGAUAUGCCUGGUUCAAACUUCUUCUCUUCAUGGGAUUUCACAUCAGAUCCCUGUAAUUUCUCCGGCGUAUAUUGCGACGCUGGAAGAGUCAUAUCGUUAAAUCUCGGCGACCCAAGAGCAAACUCUCCCGGUUUAAUCGGCCAUAUUCAUCCCGCUAUCGGAGAUUUAUCUUCACUUGCUGAAUUCACAGUCGUGCCUGGUAAAAUAUACGGUACUCUACCAUCAACAAUUUCUAUGUUACACAAUCUCAAAUUCCUCGGAAUAAGCAGGAAUUACAUCUCCGGCGAGAUUCCACCCAGUUUAAGCCAAAUCCGGGGGAUUAGAACGAUAGAUCUUAGUUUCAACAUCUUAACAGGUAAAAUUCCUCCUGCCGUCGCUGCUUUACCAUCGUUAUCAAAUUUCAUUGUCUGCCGUAAUCGUCUCACUGGUUCUAUCCCCCGUUUUACAUCACAAACCCUAACUCGACUCGAUCUGAAACGGAAUUCUCUAAGUGGAUCAAUCUCCAUUGAUUCUCUCCCGUCUUCUCUUCAAUACCUAUCAUUAUCAUGGAAUCAACUAGACGGAUCAUUGGAGAAAGUGUUAAUCAGGUUAAACAAGUUAAACUAUCUAGAUCUAAGUAUGAACAGAUUCACUGGAACCAUUCCGGGAAGCCUAUUCUCUUCUCCGAUCUCGAAUCUUCUUCUACAUAGGAACUUGUUUACGGGUACGAUUCGUCCUGUUCAUCAGGUUACGAUUCAAACUGUUGAUUUGAGUUUUAACCGAUUGAUCGGAGAAAUAUCGCCGUUAUUUUCCGAUGUAGAGAACUUGUAUCUGAAUAAUAACAUGUUCGGCGGCGAGAUUCCGACCGGUUUGAUUAACGGAGUGUUGGACGGUAGAAUUCAUGUUUUGUAUGUACAACAUAAUUAUCUGUCGGGGAUGAAGAUGAAUCCAAUGGCUAAGAUUCCGGUUCGAAGUUCGGUUUGUUUACAGUAUAAUUGUAUGGUCCCUCCGGUUCAGGCCGCGUGCCCAGUAAAGGCUGGGAUACAAAAGACAAGACCGAUGUCUCAAUGUGUGUAGUGGAGAGAAUAGUCAAAGGGUAAAAUUGGAAUUAUUUUGUUUGUUGUUGUUUUAAAGUGAUUUUUAUUGAUUCAUUUGUCUAGGAAUUGUUGCAGCUUUAGUAUUAGAAUUUUAUUUGUUGACAUGAAUAAAGACAAAUUUAUGUUGUAUAAAACUAUAUAUAUGUAUAAAAGAUCCAUUUUUGCA
Molecule: messenger RNA, 1617 nt
Organism: Impatiens glandulifera
Lineage: Eukaryota; Viridiplantae; Streptophyta; Magnoliopsida; Ericales; Balsaminaceae
Product: leucine-rich repeat receptor-like serine/threonine-protein kinase SKM1
Exons: 1
Coding region: 250-1431 (393 amino acids)
Molecular function (GO): protein binding
Source: RefSeq, a predicted model, not a curated record